Molecule: messenger RNA, 1595 nt
Organism: Mya arenaria
Lineage: Eukaryota; Metazoa; Mollusca; Bivalvia; Myida; Myidae
Product: neurogenic locus notch homolog protein 1-like
Exons: 15
Coding region: 39-1451 (470 amino acids)
Biological process (GO): establishment or maintenance of epithelial cell apical/basal polarity; heterophilic cell-cell adhesion
Cellular component (GO): protein-containing complex; plasma membrane
Molecular function (GO): calcium ion binding
Source: RefSeq, a predicted model, not a curated record
UUCGGUGCAUAGGUUUCUUAUCAUCAUUAAAUACGGCAAUGGACGUCUUUAACCUCAAAGGUGGUUUUGUAUAUAUUCUUGUCGCGGCAAAUAUCCAUCUGAUUUCAUGUACUAAUGUAUGCCUGAAGUGUUCAUCGACUAUUGGGUCAGCGGAAUGCACAACAGUAGAAACUUGCGGCCCGCAUGAGGCGUGCUUUUCGGACGCAAUUUCAACAUCAGUGGGGAUACGCCGAGACUAUGGCUGUCGGGAUUCUAUGGUGUGUACCAACCAGCUGAUAGGACGACGCCGAUCCUCCACUGGUGGAAUUUUGAUAUGUUCACAGUGUUGUCAGGGUGACGUGUGCAAUUCCAACCUCUGUGGGGAAACAGGUUUUCAGUUGCGAGGUGGGCCAACUUGUUUCGCCUGUGACCAGUUCAAAGAUCCUGAUGCUUGCAACCAGAUUCAACAUUGUAGUCGUGACGAGAUAUGUGAAUUGCUCCCAGACAUCUCAACCGUAACAUACAGUCAUCUGUACACAAGCGGAUGUGCAAAACCUCAGACCUGCGAAAAAGAAAGAAAUGACAUUCUGCUAUUGAUACAGAACCCUGUGUGUGGCACUAGGUGUUGCAACACCUCCCUGUGCAAUUCCGGCAACUGUAACCACAACAGUCAUACAGCAGUUUCGUCCCCUACACCGACCGCCGCCACUGCAAAUGGUGCUUGCAAUCCGGAUCCAUGUAUUCAUGGUAUUUGUUUCUCAAGAGGUGCGGACUAUCUGUGUGACUGUGACGCAGGUUUCACCGGACAGCAUUGUGAUAUAAGCAGUGUUUGCCAUCUUCAUCCAUGUAUUCAUGGUAUUUGUUUCUCAAGAGGCGCUGACUAUCUGUGUGACUGUGAUGCAGGUUUUACCGGACGGCAUUGUGAUAUUGCCAUGGGCGACUCAUGUUCAUCGAACCCCUGUAUCCACGGAACAUGCUACUCGAACCAGAAUGGCUAUGUCUGCCAGUGCUUCCAAUCGUACGGUGGUCAAAACUGUGACACGACUGUCAUCCAUUCGCCUAAAACACAAACACCAACUUCAUGGAAAUGCGACUUCAUCGGAGUGUUGAAUGCCAUCAGGAAUCACGAGUCUGUUCACCACCCAAACGGCAGUGCCUGCCCCGCGGGAGGAAACCCUGGAGAAUCAUUCCUCUACCAAUACUGCCACCCUCCAAGCAUGGACUUUCAAACCUGGCAGAUUGAUAUCCAGGUCAGCGCAGUCUGCUCCCAACUGAAGCCAGGUGAACCAGUGGGCUAUUACCUGAACGGAAACAACCAGAAGCCACUCGGUAUAAUGGGCGUGUUCAUGGGCUGCACCAGCCCCACGUCAUUUUCAAUUGCAAUGCAGCAAUGCGGCAGUGGUGUUGUCGUCGAGGAUAUUGGGGGCAUGUUUUUAAAUCCCGAUUAUUUCUACACCUUCGAUUGGCAUUAACUAUUAAUGUUGUCUCAUUGAGAGAGUUGGUGUAUGGACAUGUCGAAGUUUGAUUAUUGUUACCACAAAAAUAUCUACUUUGAAAUGGCUUUUGGAAUUUUUUUUAUGAGUUUGGGCCGAUGAAAUAAAACAAAAUGUAGGAUA